Molecule: messenger RNA, 1454 nt
Organism: Magnolia sinica
Lineage: Eukaryota; Viridiplantae; Streptophyta; Magnoliopsida; Magnoliales; Magnoliaceae
Product: 3-ketoacyl-CoA synthase 7-like
Exons: 1
Coding region: 84-1454 (456 amino acids)
Biological process (GO): fatty acid biosynthetic process
Cellular component (GO): membrane
Molecular function (GO): acyltransferase activity, transferring groups other than amino-acyl groups
Source: RefSeq, a predicted model, not a curated record
AAACACCCAACCUUAAUUCAAAACCACCAACCUCUCAUACUAUCAAUUCAUAACCAAUCUUCUUAUUCUUCCUCCUCUUAAUCAUGGCCCACUUCCUUCUACAACAUCUGAGUAAUCUCACACCGUUAAUUCAAUCCACCACCCACUCCCAUUUCUUAAUCUUAAUUAUCGUAAUCAUAACCGUUUUGCACAUCAUAUCAAGAAGAAGCUGUCCCAUCUACCUAUUGGAUUUCGCCUGCUACCGUCCGCCCAACUACUACAGGCUGCCCAUAUCCAUGUUCUUGGAACACACCACAAUCUCCGGCGAAUUCGACUCCAAGAGCCUACACUUCCUGAAGAAAAUACUCGAGAAGUCCGGCUUCGGCCAUGACACAUGCAUCCCUCCACCUAUGAAUCAACUUCCAAUAAACAAGUCCUUAGCAUCCGCUCUCGAGGAGGCAGAAAUCAUCAUAUUCUCCGUCGUCGGAGACCUCUUAAAGAAAACUCAAGUAAUUCCAAAGGAAAUAGACAUUCUAGUCUUGAAUAGUAGCUUAUUCUCCUCCACCCCUUCUCUCAGUGCUAUGGUUAUCAACAGGUUCCGCUUACGGAGCAAUAUCAUGAGCUUCAAUCUCUCCGGCAUGGGGUGUAGCGCUGGGAUAGCAUCUGUCUGUUUGGCUAGAGACUUACUGAGGGUGCACCGAAAUACGGUAGCCCUCGUCGUGAGUAUCGAGAUACUAACACCCAACUGGUAUACUGGGAAAAACCGUUCGAUGCUGGUAACGAACUGCAUGUUUCGCAUGGGUGGUGUGGCCAUCUUGAUUUCCAGCAAGAACCAAGAUAAGAACAAGAGUAAGUAUAUGCUACAACAUCUCAACCGUACAAACAAUGCAAGCGACGAUCGAUCUUAUGGCUGUGUGUUUCAAGACGUGGAUUUGGAAGAUAAGGUCGGAGUUUCUUUGUCGAAGGAGAUAUUGCAUGUUGCUGGAGAUGCGCUUAGAUUGAAUAUAGCUUCAUUGGGUCCUACGGUGCUGCCGUUAUCCGAGCAAAUUCGAUAUGGGUGGUCGGUAAUUCGACAGAAAGUUGGGUUUUCCAACAGAAGAUCGACUGUCUACAUGCCGAAUUUUAAGCGGGCUUUCGAGCACUUGUGUAUACAUGCAGGAGGGAAAGCUGUGAUUGAAGCAGUUGAAAAGAAGCUUGGGUUGAGCGAGGAGGACGUGGAGGCAUCGAAGAUGACAUUGUAUCGGUUCGGGAAUACGUCGUCUUCUUCGAUAUGGUAUGAGCUUUGUUAUAUGGAAGCUAAGAGGAAGGUGAAGAAAGGAGAUCGGGUGUGGCAAAUUUCAUUCGGGAGUGGUUUUAAAUGUAAUAGUGCAGUUUGGAUAUGCAUUUCGGAUGGUCAAUCAAGUGUUGAAAAUGCAUGGACGGAUAGGAUACAUUUGUAUCCGGUGCACAUACCCGACAUGAUCGAGAUAGACUGA